GUAGACAUGACCAUGUCCCGCUUUCACUUCAGCUGCUCCAUUGGCGCCAUGCAGUUGUAAUAGUGAAGCACUCGACCGCAACGCGCGACCCCACUUCUACUUAACCCAGGUGCCUCUUCUCUUACCCGUCGAACCUACACCUCAGCUUGGAAUUCAACGACUGGUGCCCGCAACUUCUCAAUUCCCGCGAUGAAGCUCUCUCUACUCCUCUUCACGGUACUCGCCGCCAUCGCCGUUGCAGUACCUGAUCUCCGUGUGCACAAAGUCGGGUCGAAUGGAAUCCUCAUUCCCGACGCCCUAUCCACUCGCGAUGCGGAGAUGCGCGCGAUGGCUAGUGGCGGCGACCUCUUCCCCCGUGCCAACAAGCACAAAGUGCUCGUUAAAAUGGGCAACAACAAGCAGAACGUCGGCGACCUUCUGGGGUCCUCGCUCUACAGUGCUGUCUGGCACGCCAUCGACGACCUCUGCCCGCGCGCACCCGGCAACUCCUCCUGCCACCAGGAGCAUGGCUACCCCUUCACCAAGAGCAUCCCGGUUAAUUAUCGCAAAGGAGAGGAGGUGAAGGUUGGGAGUAUGGAGCUUUUUGUGAGGGGAGGCUGGUAUGGCAAGAAUGAUCCGCUGAGGAAGCUGAUGAUCGGGACGAUUGCGGGGGUUGUGGAGCGGAUGAGCUUGGAUGAGAAGAACUGCUACAAAUUUGGCGACAACAAGCACUUCUGUAACAUCGCCGACUAUGUGGAAGUCGUCGCCCCGGACGGCAAUUACAUCCAGGUGUACUUCGACAACAAGACCAAAGAAGGACACUUCGAUUGCGUCGCUAUCAAGGAAGCUGGGCUGAAGAGCAUGAUGCGCCUGAAUAAGGAGUACAAUGACGCGUUGGCGCGUGGGGGUGUGGAUAUGAGUAUUGAGUGCCUGCGCAAGGAGGUGACUUAGUCGGACAUAGGGAGGAGAGAUGAGGAAGACGGCUGUUCCUGGAUGGAUGGAUCUCGCGUCUUGAGCGGUGUAGGGCAUGAUCUCAUUUCCGUUGAUCUUCCGCGCUCGACUAGGUUGUCGUCCGCAUACGCCACGGGAUUCGUGUGAGAAUGCUCCUGGCUAUGGGUCCUUCGAGACCGAAG
Trematosphaeria pertusa is the source of this 1112-nucleotide messenger RNA. RefSeq lists its product as uncharacterized. The record is from RefSeq and is a predicted model, not a curated record. The transcript has 3 exons. NCBI's taxonomy places the organism in Eukaryota, Fungi, Ascomycota, Dothideomycetes, Pleosporales, Trematosphaeriaceae. Bases 190 to 930 code for a protein of 246 amino acids.